This is a messenger RNA of Schistosoma rodhaini, 890 nucleotides long. The record is from the annotation of a GenBank genome assembly. NCBI's taxonomy places the organism in Eukaryota, Metazoa, Platyhelminthes, Trematoda, Strigeidida, Schistosomatidae.
AAUUCUGAAUACCGAUAAUGAUUUGUCAAUGUACUUGGCAAUUUUGUUUUAAUAAUUAUGAAUCACCUCAAGUUGGUUGUGGUCGGUCCAAAUGAGUGUGGCAAAUCAUAUAUCUGCAACUUUCUUUCAGAAACUGUGGAUCAGGUUGCUGGUGGAUACCAUCCAACCAGUGGUGUCAGAAUAUUAGAAUAUGAACAAAAAAUCAAAAUAAAAGGAAAAACCAGUAAAGUUGAAGUCGAGCUAUGGGAUGCAAGUGGAGAUAGAAAAUAUGAAUCUUGCUGGCCAGCUAUUUUCAGAGGAUCUCAUGGAGUAGUUUUUGUAUAUAACCCUGAUAAUCCUAAUCACGCGAACGAUUUACAUAAUUGGUAUCGAGCAGUGCCGCCUAGCCUGGGCUUGAGUAAACAGCAAAUGUGCAUCAUUUGUCACAAAAAACCAGACACAUCAAAUCGGGACCAGGUUUCUCUGCCAGAUGACCUGCAUAAAAUACUUCACCUGUUUUCAAAUAUACCGAAGGAUGGGGAAAGACUCAGAGAACAGUUUGGAAAAUUCGUGUCACAUGUAGCAUGGGGCAGGGUUGAGGCAAAUGAACAAGAAGAGCUCAAGAUAAUGAAUAGUUAGAGAUGUGAUCGGUUUUUAAACUUCUGCUUCAUGACCACUACUAUUUUGUUAACGCCACAAAAAUAAUGCUUACAAGAUAUUUUUCGGCCACGGUAGUUUGCAUUUUGUUCCUAAUUAACCUGGGUAUUUACAAGGGCAUUAUUUUUUUCAAGUCAGUGUCGCUGGGAUAAAAUCAUUCAUGUUUUCUACAUAUCUAUAGUACAUGAGACAACUUAGUCACUGACUGUCCUUGUAUAAGCAAACAGAAAUUUAUAAGGACGUUUUGUUUCGAA